Anolis carolinensis (green anole) is the source of this 882-nucleotide messenger RNA. Its product is annotated as coiled-coil domain-containing protein 117. Lineage: Eukaryota; Metazoa; Chordata; Lepidosauria; Squamata; Anolidae. The transcript is spliced from 5 exons. The coding region runs from base 138 to 755 and encodes 205 amino acids. The record is from RefSeq and is a predicted model, not a curated record.
ACUGCGCAUGCGCGUUAGUUGUGAAGGCGGGGACUACGUUUCCCGUCGUGCUUCACGCGGGGAAUCCUGAGGAGAAGGAGGAAGGAGGCGAUCAAGACACGCGUCUCCGGGUCGGAGGGUCGCGCGGGGCCGCGGGGAUGAUGGCGACGCGGGUCGAGGCCGGGCCCGCCUUCGCCGCCGGGCUGGGGUCCGCCCCGCGCAGAGAGAGGGCCCGGGCCUGCAGGCGGGGAAGGAAGCACAAGAUGGGCGGGAAGGAGCCCGAAGGGGUCCCCCUCCCCAAGAAGCGGAUGACGGAGGAGGAGGCGGGCCCAUUCUUGAUUGGCGGCCCGAGCCCCCUUCCCGCCCUGCCCCCCGCGGACCCGCCCACUUCCUGUGAGUCCGUCGAGAUGGAGGAAAUGGCGACCGUGAGGCGGCUCAGGGAGAUCGAGGAGCGAAUCAUUGAUGAUGAAGACGAUGAAGACGACAACAGCAAUGCGAGGCAGGAUGGCGUGGGUGGCGGCCAUGUUGGCCUGCCCAGGCUGGUGAUGUCGGAGGCCCUGAAGGACGGGCUCAGGCAGCGGACGGACUUCGGCCACGAGGGAGGCGGCCUCACCAAAAGGAUCCUCGAGUCCAUGAGCCGCCCGUCAAUGGAGCUGGUCCUGUGGAAGCCCCUCCCCUCUGCCAUCUUGAAGAAGGCCUCCUCCUCCGCCUCCUCGUCGCUUCCUCUUCUCUUCGGGAACGCCGACCCUGCAGCGGAGGAAGAGAUGGAGCUCUGAAGGAAGUGGGAGGCAAGAAAGGACACUUCCUGUUUGUAUAUAUAUGAUAAAACACACAUGUACAUAUGUAUUUGUAUAUAAGUGUAUAUAAAAUAGAUACUAUAUAUAAUUAAAAAAUUGGAUUUCA